Triticum aestivum (bread wheat) is the source of this 883-nucleotide messenger RNA. RefSeq lists its product as uncharacterized. The coding region runs from base 105 to 635 and encodes 176 amino acids. Lineage: Eukaryota; Viridiplantae; Streptophyta; Magnoliopsida; Poales; Poaceae. The transcript has a single exon. The record is from RefSeq and is a predicted model, not a curated record.
ACAGGCAGCAACCAUCGCCACCACCAUCACUGUGCGUAUCCGCCACCUUGGCCCGUUUUGAAUGUGACAAAGAGAGGGAAACCAAGCCAAGAACCCGGCCGGCCAUGCCGAGGUCCUCCUCCGCGCCCCGCAUCCUCGGCAGGGCCAUGGCCAUCCUCUCCCUGCCGCUCACCCCGCUCUCCAAGGCCAGGGCGGCGCGGACCCUGCUCCUCUUCAAGAAGCGCCGCGCGCGCCGCCUGCGCCACUACAACUACGCCUACGUCGGCGAGUACCAGUUCUCGCCCUCCGGCUCCCCGCUGCUCCUGCCCCGCCCGCCCGGCGUCUCCGCGUGGCGCGCCAAGCGGAGGAGCCGGGCCAGGACGGUCCUCGCCGCGCUCCUCUGCGGCGGCGGGUGCGGCUUCGACGGCGACGGCGGGAUCGACGUCGCCGUGCUCGACGGGCUGCUGCCCCUGCCUCGGGCUCUGCAGGACGAGCGGUCGGUUGACGACGACGGCGAGGAGGAAGCGUGCGACGGCGAGGAGGAGGAGGAAGUGGAGGUGGAGUUCGAGGGGGACGAGGAGGUGGACGGCCGCGCGGAGCGGUUCAUCGAGAGGUUCUACGAGGAGAUGAGGAUGCAGCAGCGGCGCCUCCUCUAGGCCGGCCGGCCGGAUCCAUGGACGACUCUGUCUGCUCUGCAUUUCGCCUUCGUUUCUUGCUCUUCAUUGGUAGAAUUGUCGCUAGCUAUCUUGGCUGCAGUUCCUUCGGUUACAGUGUGUUUAUUCUUGCUUCCUCGCAGUGUUGUUGUAGUGUUCUAGUAUCAUGUUCACUCGUGUGUCUGAAUUUACCCAAAAUUCCGUGCUGUUCACUUGCUGUGGUGUUGAUAAAUGUUGCCCAAGUUCAAAUC